AGGCUUAUGGUUCGUGGCCAUUAUAAAAAUAUAUGCCACUUCUGCAAUAACUAGAAUUUGGGACCAAAGAAAGUGACAGUUAUGGGAAGAACAUGGGGGGCUUAUGGAUUUGCCCACCCAUUUCAAUUCUUCUUAUUCCGUUACCUUUUUUCUGAACCAUCACAAAUAUUUACAAAAUAAAAAGAACAGAAAAAGUGGCCAAUGCCUAAAUGUUAUUGGUCGGUUCCAUUUCCCGCCCCUAGAACUAUUAAAAAGAAGAGAAAAAAAAAAGAUAAAAGUUAGACUGACCUUCCACUACCACUUAGCAAUAGUAAGUAUUAUAUAUACAGACUCAUUCUGUUUCUGCAUGAACUCCAAACCAAACAAACACAACCUCAUCUUGUGCAACUGGUUCUAGUGUCUUCUUCUACUUCCCAAAACAUAGGGUUCUCACAUUUGUCUGAUCACCAUUUCUUGAAUUUCAGUGAAUCUUUCUUUGUUAGUUAUUAAUUUAUAAUUGAAGUGAGGAACUUUGUAAUGAAGAACUGCAAAUUGUCACUAAUGCAAGUGUUGUGCAUUUCAUUCUUUUGCUUCUUUCUGUCCACCCAAGCCAGACGGCAUAACCAUAAACACAAGCACACCCACCCUCACAUUUCACAACCUCCUUCCCCUCCACCUGAUUCUGCUAGCCCUCCUGAAGAGGCUACCAAUCCUAAUAAUAGCUCCUCUGGUGUUUUCGAUGUGCGGUCGUUUGGUGCUGUUGGAGAUGGCCAAACAGAUGACACUGAGGCAUUUAAGAUGGCUUGGGACACAGCUUGCCAAAGUGAAUCUGCAGCAAGGAUCCUUGUUCCCCGAGGUUUCUCAUUCAUGAUUCAAUCUACAAUAUUCACUGGUCCCUGCCUUGGGGGCCUGGUGUUACAGGUUGAUGGAACUCUAGUGCCACCUGAUGGACCAGAGUCUUGGCCAAAGAACGCCAGCAGGCAUCAAUGGCUUGUCUUUUACAGAAUCAACGAGAUGUCGUUGCAAGGGGGUGGUGUAAUUGAUGGGAGAGGAGAGAAAUGGUGGAAUCUUCCCUGCAAACCCCACAGGGGGAUCAAUGGAACCACAUUGCCUGGACCAUGUUACAGCCCAGUUGCCAUUAAGUUCUUCAUGAGCUCCAACUUGACAGUUCAAGGACUUAAAAUCAAGAAUAGCCCCCAAUUCCACUUCAGAUUUGAUAACUGCAGGAAUGUCCAUAUAGAAUCGAUUUCUAUAUCCGCCCCUGCUCGAAGUCCGAAUACAGAUGGGAUUCACAUAGAGAACACAAAUGAUGUCCAAAUUUAUAACUCAGUAAUUUCAAAUGGUGACGAUUGUGUAUCAAUUGGGUCAGGCUGUUAUGAUGUAGACAUACGAAACAUCACUUGUGGACCUGGUCAUGGAAUCAGCAUUGGGAGUCUAGGCAAUCACAACUCGCGAGCAUGCGUCUCUAACAUUACAGUUCGCGACUCAAUAAUCAAAGAGACGGAUAAUGGAGUUAGGAUCAAGACAUGGCAGGGUGGAUCCGGAUCAGUUUCGGGAGUAACAUUCAGUAACAUUCACAUGGAUAAUGUUAGGAACCCGAUUAUGAUAAACCAAUUCUACUGCCUUAACAAGGGGUGCACCAACCAAACUUCAGCAGUCUUUGUAUCAGACAUACUCUAUUCAAACAUAAGGGGAACCUACGAUGUUCGGAGUUCACCGAUGCAUUUUGCUUGCAGUGAUGCUCUCCCAUGCACUAACUUGACACUCUCAGAAGUCGAGCUUCUUCCUGCUGUAGGAGACAUAGUAUUGGACCCGUAUUGUUGGAAUGCUUAUGGAGAACUGCAGACACUAACAAUUCCACCAGUCUCUUGCUUGUUGGAGGGUGUUCCUCGAUCCCUACUGGACAAUGACAUUGAGCAUUGCUGAUUCAGUGGGCUCAUCUGUAAAGCAAUCCAUGUAACGUACAAAAUUAAAAGACGGAUUAUGAAUCUGUCAGUCUAGUAGAUCUACUGAUGUCAUUAUAGAGGAGGGGUGUUUUAUGUGCUCCCUAUAUUUAUAAAUUAUAAAGUUAUGUUUCUCU
This is a messenger RNA of Prunus persica (peach), 2059 nucleotides long. RefSeq names its product polygalacturonase At1g48100. The record is from RefSeq and is a predicted model, not a curated record. The coding region runs from base 517 to 1905 and encodes 462 amino acids. Gene Ontology annotation, molecular function: polygalacturonase activity. Gene Ontology annotation, biological process: carbohydrate metabolic process. NCBI's taxonomy places the organism in Eukaryota, Viridiplantae, Streptophyta, Magnoliopsida, Rosales, Rosaceae. The transcript is spliced from 6 exons.